AUGAACAACUCCGACACUUCUCCAGGGGCAUCCACCCCACACACCUCUCCAAAUUCCACUAUAGCCAUCCCUACAGGCUCCUCCUCCUCAAAGACAAACACAAUCAGCAUAGGUCCCAACCGUCGACAUACACAACAAGACAGUAGCACAAGUCCCUACGACUCCGACAUGGACCUUGCUGUCCACGGUCUACACAUAGUCGACUCGUCCCAUCUCUAUCCCGGGUACAAGCCAAGACAAAGGAACGCUGCCCCCCACUACUUCCAUCACGGAUCAGCAGAUAAGAUGUCGUCAACAACAACAACACCAUCCCCACCACGAUCUCAAUAUCGACCUCCUCUUUCUUCGAUGAACAAUUCGUCACAUUCAAAUUCUUCCUCCCCCUCUGAGAAAGUCCCCAGGAAAUGGGGGGUUAGGUCUUACCCGAGUUUGAAGCAACGGGUACGUGAGGAACGGGAUGUACGGGAUGUACGGAGAUCCACAAAGGAGGGAAGAACGAAAGAUGCUCGGCUUCAAAUUGGGAGUGGGAGGGGAUACAAUCAUGAUGAAGAUGAUAGAGAUAUUGAGAUGGUGGACAUGGAUGUAUCGUCGGGUAGUGGGAGCCAUAACUGGAAGGAUGCACGUGAAUUUGAGAGGGGAUACGAUGGGGAUACCGAGAUGGGGGAUGUACCGCCGCCGCCACCGCCGCCGCCGUCGUCAUCGCAUGAGGUAAAGGGGGCAAAGGAGGCAAAGGGGGCAAGUUGUUCUGGAAGUAAUGGAAGUAAGGGUGGUUGUCAUGGGAGGAGGAGGGUGAGUGAAAUGCCGGUGAAGUACGUGCAGACAGAGGGGGGGAAUACAGACAAGAGUACUACCUCUACAGGUAGUAAAAAGAGGGCGAGAUGCAGUGAUCAAAUGGAUGAAGAAGAGGAAAAGGUAGAACAUAAGCGGAUGAGGAGCUCGUGUGAGUCUCGUCAGUGACGGGGAGAUGAGUUGCUUGAUUAAGGUAUGGACAGAUAGCCUGGGUAUAAG
Molecule: messenger RNA, 1008 nt
Organism: Neurospora tetrasperma FGSC 2508
Lineage: Eukaryota; Fungi; Ascomycota; Sordariomycetes; Sordariales; Sordariaceae
Exons: 1
Coding region: 1-957 (318 amino acids)
Source: RefSeq, a predicted model, not a curated record